This is a messenger RNA of Trichoplax adhaerens, 315 nucleotides long. RefSeq lists its product as uncharacterized. The record is from RefSeq and is a predicted model, not a curated record. Gene Ontology annotation, cellular component: P-body; Lsm1-7-Pat1 complex; U6 snRNP. Gene Ontology annotation, biological process: mRNA splicing, via spliceosome; P-body assembly. Lineage: Eukaryota; Metazoa; Placozoa; Uniplacotomia; Trichoplacea; Trichoplacidae. Gene Ontology annotation, molecular function: RNA binding. Bases 1 to 315 code for a protein of 104 amino acids. The transcript has 3 exons.
AUGGCGGAAGUUGCUACCAACGAAGAAACCUCCAAUACUGUUGAAGAACCUUUAGAUUUGGUCCGAUUGAGUUUGGACGAACGAAUUUUAGUCAAGAUGAGAAAUGAUAGAGAACUCCGGGGAAGACUUCAUGCCUACGAUCAACAUUUAAACAUGGUAUUAGGCGAUGUCGAAGAAACGAUCACAACUGUAGAAAUUGACGAUGAAACAUUUGAAGAACUAUAUAAGACUUCCAAAAGACAAAUUCCAAUGUUAUAUGUACGUGGUGAUGGUGUAAUUUUGGUCUCGCCACCGCUUCGUGUUGGAGGUGUAUAA